CCACGCUGAGCUCCUCUUCCCCCAGGCGUGGCGAGGCAGGGAUGAGGAGCCGGCAGCGGAUGUUUGCAGCAGCGAUGCGCCUGCUCCUCAAGUGCCUGCGGCUGGGCCGGCGGCGGCGCUUUAAGCUGGUACGGCAAGCGGAGCAGCUGUGGCACUAUGGGCACCUCUGCCUCCGCUCCCUGCUCUACAACUCCUUCACCAACGGCGACGUGGUGCUCGACUCCCUCUUUGAGCCUGUCUACUGGCUGGUGGACCACGUCACCCGGUGGUUUGGCGUGGUGUUUGUGGCACUGGUCAUUGGACUGACGAGCUCCAUUGUAGCCAUUGUGUACAUCUGCCUGCUGCCCCUCAUCCUGCAGACCUACACGCCUGCCUGGAUCUGCUGGCACCUCGCUUAUGGACACUGGAACCUCAUCAUGAUUGUCUUCCACUACUAUAUGGCCAUCACCACCUCACCUGGGCACCCACCACAGGCCAAGGACGAUCUCACUGGCGUCUCCAUCUGCAGGAAAUGCAUUGCCCCCAAGCCAGCUCGCACCCACCACUGCAGCAUCUGCAACAGGUGUGUGCUGAAGAUGGAUCACCACUGUCCCUGGCUCAACAACUGUGUGGGACACUACAACCACCGCUACUUCUUCUCCUUCUGCCUGUUCAUGACUAUGGGCUGCAUCUACUGCAGCAUCAGUGGCUGGGAGAUGUUCCGGGAUGCGUACGCAGCCAUUGAGAGAAUGAAACUACUUGAGAAGGAGAGACUGCAGGUGGCUGCCAACCAGACAUACUACCAGACCCCACCACCCACCUUCCACUUCCGUCAGAGAGCUUUUCACAAAAGUGUGGUCUACCUCUGGGUCCUGUGCAGCUCAGUUGCAUUGGCCUUGGGUGCCCUCACACUGUGGCAUGCUGCCCUCAUUACUCGUGGGGAAACCAGCAUAGAGCGACACAUCAACAAGAAGGAGAAGCAGAGACUGCAGAAGAAAGGCAAGGUCUUCAGGAACCCCUACAGUUAUGGCAGCUGGGAUAACUGGAAGGUGUUCCUGGGUGUGGAUGUGCCAAGGCACUGGCUCACACGUGUCCUGCUGCCCUCUUCACACCUGCCCCAUGGGACAGGCCUGAGCUGGGACCUGCCUCCCUGUGUGACUGAGCAGCGUGCACCACUCCUGGCCAUCUGAGCCCCAGGUGCUGCUGACAUCCCUCCCUGCAGGCAGGGAAGUGCACAGGGACCCUACUCUGCCACCCCUGCUCCCUUGACUCAAGGGCACAGUGGAAGGCAGGUGCUGGCAUGCAUCACUGACUGGAGUCAGAGCCAUGGGAAAUUCUGGGGACAGUGUCAGUGCCUGCCCUGGACACCUGCUCUCUUGGCUCCUUGGUGGCUGCAGGCAGCCCUGGAGAAAGGUGGCAGAGCUGCUGCUCCCUGCUCUAGCUGAAGGUGCUACCUUUGCUGGCACAGGUACAGGCUACCAUGUGGCCCACUUUGGCUCUCUGGCAGGGUUGGACAGAGAGGAUGGCAUCCCUGCCCUGCACUCCUCAGGGAGCCUUUUUAAGACCAUCCAAUAAAUAUGUUUGUGUUUGGUUUUUUUAAGUGAGCUUGUCUCUUACCUGCUGAGGGGCACAGAUCUGGGAUGGGGAGGAGAGGGAAGCUCAAGAUUCCCUGCUGCAAAGAGUAAGGGUCCGUGCCCAGCAGCAACUUUAGCUACUCAACCUGUGAAUGGAUGCUGAGGCCCCAGCCUGAGCUGCAGAGACCUCCCCAUAGCUCUAC
Messenger RNA from Dryobates pubescens (Downy woodpecker), 1756 nucleotides. It is a transcript of the gene ZDHHC16, whose product is annotated as zinc finger DHHC-type palmitoyltransferase 16. The transcript has 10 exons. Bases 42 to 1169 code for a protein of 375 amino acids. Gene Ontology annotation, molecular function: palmitoyltransferase activity. Lineage: Eukaryota; Metazoa; Chordata; Aves; Piciformes; Picidae. Gene Ontology annotation, biological process: protein palmitoylation. The record is from RefSeq and is a predicted model, not a curated record. Gene Ontology annotation, cellular component: Golgi apparatus.